Hirundo rustica (Barn swallow) is the source of this 1161-nucleotide messenger RNA. RefSeq names its product serine/threonine-protein kinase PAK 3-like. The record is from RefSeq and is a predicted model, not a curated record. Gene Ontology annotation, biological process: protein phosphorylation; regulation of actin cytoskeleton organization; intracellular signal transduction. Gene Ontology annotation, molecular function: ATP binding; protein serine/threonine kinase activity. Gene Ontology annotation, cellular component: cytoplasm. The transcript has 11 exons. NCBI's taxonomy places the organism in Eukaryota, Metazoa, Chordata, Aves, Passeriformes, Hirundinidae. Bases 1 to 1134 code for a protein of 377 amino acids.
AUGCACAACGCAGCCAUUGUCGGCAGGGAGUCGGUAUCGUUGAGCCGUCGUGGCCUCAUCUCACGUGCCGGCCACAGGGCUCAAGAGCAGGGGCAGCACCUCCUCUGGCUCCCUCUCUUGUUGAGGAAGAGGCUGAAGAGGAGCAAAACCGCAUCCAUCCUCCAGCUGCUGUCCCUCCACGGCCUGAACGUGCAGAGCCACAGCCCAGCCCAGCAGCCCGAGAUGAGAGAGGAGGCGAGCCGGAAGAGGCUGAGGAGCCUUGUGAGUCUGGGCGAGCCGAUGAGCAAAUACACGCUGCUCGAAGAACUUGGACGAGGGGGGUUUGGAGCUGUCUAUAGAGCCCUCGACGCCAGCACAGGACAAGAGGUGGCCAUCAAGAAAAUGGCGCUUCGAGAGGAGAUGUCCGAGGAGCUGGCUGCCAAUGAAAUCCUGGUCAUGAGGGACAACAGGAAUCCCAAUAUCGUUACCUACCUAGACAGCUACCUGGUCAAUGAGGAAGUCUGGCUGGCGAUGGAGUUCAUGGACGGUGGCACGUUGUCUGAUGUACUCAGGGCAGUGUACCUGGAGGAAGGACAGAUAGGCGCCGUCUGUCGCGAGUGCCUGCAAGGACUGCGUUUCCUUCAUUCCCGCCAAGUCAUCCACAGAGACGUCAAAAGCGCCAACGUUCUCGUGGGCAUGGACGGAUCUGUCAAAUUGGCUGACUUUGGCCUCUGUGCUCAGCUCAGCCCCGAGCGCAGCAAGCGCAGCUCCAGCGUGGGCACUCCCAGCUGGAUGGCACCGGAAGUCGUGAGAGGAGAAGCCUACGGCCCCAAAGUGGACAUCUGGUCCCUGGGCAUCAUGGGGCUGGAAAUGGUGGAAGGGGAAGCUCCUUACCAGAGGGAACCCCGUCUCAGGGUCUUUGAACUGAUAGAAAGGAACGGGCCCCCCAGACUGCAAAGCCCCAGGCACCACUCGGCUCUCCUGCGCGACUUUCUCCGCUGCUGCCUGCAGGCAGACGAGGACAGGCGCUGGUCUGCCCGGGAACUCCUGCAGCAUCCAUUUGUGACCUCAGGCGAGCCUGCCUCCAGCCUGGCUGCUCUGAUCAUCUCGGCCAAGCGGGUGCAGGAGGACUGGAGACGAGAGGCUUGCGCCUGAGCGAGACUUUGUGCCCCACCAGCUCGG